AUGAAGGGGCUUCUGUCUGUUCUGCUGGCUGCGGUUGUGUGCAUGGAGCUAGCCCACGCCUUGCAGUGUUACACAUGCCUGGAGCCGAUGAGCGCCCCCCUGUGCAUGACCAUCAGCAACUGCUCCACGAAUGACAUCGUGUGCAAGACAGUCAUGUACUCCCGAGAGGAAGUUUUCCCCUUCGUGGGCGACUCAACCGUCAUCAAGGGGUGCGCUCAGAAAUGCAUCCCGUCCGACGUGGAUGAAAUCGGGAGCUCUCGCCCCACCUUCUGCUGUAACUCUGACUUGUGCAACGUGGAUGGGGCGGUCAGCAUACAAACCAGCUACGUGGUGAUGGGGAUUUCAGCCAGUUUCCUGUGCGUCCUCCUCAGGACUGGGCUGUGA
Messenger RNA from Emys orbicularis (European pond turtle), 384 nucleotides. Its product is annotated as ly6/PLAUR domain-containing protein 2-like. The record is from RefSeq and is a predicted model, not a curated record. Bases 1 to 384 code for a protein of 127 amino acids. Gene Ontology annotation, cellular component: plasma membrane. NCBI's taxonomy places the organism in Eukaryota, Metazoa, Chordata, Testudines, Emydidae. The transcript has 3 exons.